Molecule: messenger RNA, 2171 nt
Organism: Formica exsecta
Lineage: Eukaryota; Metazoa; Arthropoda; Insecta; Hymenoptera; Formicidae
Exons: 7
Coding region: 908-1909 (333 amino acids)
Biological process (GO): detection of chemical stimulus involved in sensory perception of smell; sensory perception of smell
Cellular component (GO): plasma membrane
Molecular function (GO): odorant binding; olfactory receptor activity
Source: RefSeq, a predicted model, not a curated record
UUUUAAUACUUUGUUUUAAUAUUUAUAGAAAUACACAACCCGUCGCAUGCCUAAGUGAUCUUUACGAUAUCGGCAAUAAUAUUAAAUUACAGACGUUUGCGAACAAAUCACUGCCAAAUACAUAAAAAAACGGAGAAGUUAAAAAAACAAGAACAUUGUUCUGCAGUUGUAAGUGCGAAACACCGUACAAAAGAGACAAUUUUCGCGGAUUAGAUGUAUAUUUAGAGAGAAAACAUAUAGAAAUGCAAUUAUUUAGCAUCUGACGAAUAUUAUAGUAACAAUGCGAGGAUUUGCGAUAAGGAAUCUAAUUUGGAAUAUUCUACAAAUGUUCAAGAUCGCGCGAAUACACGAUUACAUUUGUUGGAUGACAAUUAUUAUUCUAGCACCAGUUCCAUCUUUAUACAGAGUAAAAAAAAGCCAAAAUUAUUAUCUAGCCAAGAAACUUCUAGAUCCUUUUACUUGAAAACGAUUUCGUCAAAAGUAUAGCUCACGCAUCAAAUAAUGAUCUGCUAUGCAUUGCCAAUAUAGGAAAUAGUAAUUUUAUCAUAUCAUUUUUUUCUGAUCAGUAUAUUUUUUCCGGAGGGAACACGAUCUGCUCGACAGUAGAACUUGACUGGUCUCUAUAUAGUACUUAAUGUGUCAAAGGAAUAAGUGCUAUUUCCAAUCGUAAGAACCACAUGACAAUUCUUCAAUAAUGUAAUACACGCACGAAAUUGUUUUUCAAGAAAUUGGUGUAUAAAGCUAUUAUUUAGUAGCAGUUUUUUAAUAGCAGUUUUACUAUGAACGACAAUGUGUGCGAUAGUUUUAAUUCGUUCCUGCCAUCAGAAGAUAAAGAACCAAACUGUAUGAAAGGUUGAAGUUAGUCGGAAUAGCGCUAUCAAAGGCAUUGUGUUUCUUUGAUUGUAUUAUGGAGAUCAUUUGUAGUCAUUACAACAUUGUAUAUAAAAUAGCGUCACUCACCGGUAUAUGGCCGUAUCUGAAACCAAAAACAAGAAUAUUUCGUGUUACAUUACUAACUAUGAUAUUAUUAACUAUAUUUGUCCCGCAGAUAGCGUACCAAUUUACAUGUAAGAAAGUGCAAUGCACUUAUGAGGCAAUGACAGCGUAUUUAUUAUCAAUUGUAGUUAUGCUAAAAAUAUAUACAUUCCAAUUAAACAAUCGUACAAUUAAAGACCUCACCCAACACUUGUUUUGUGACUGGAAGACAUUAGAAACUGCUGAAGAAUAUGAAAUUAUGAAAUCGUAUGCCGAAAAUAGUAGACGAUUUUCUUUGGUAUAUACAGUAUAUGUUUUUAUAGCAGUAUUUGUGUUUAUGUCAAUGUCUCUUGUACCGUAUAUACUUGAUAUUAUAUUGCCUCUGAAUGAAUCCCGUCCCGUACUACCGCCGUAUAAAGGAUACUACUUUGUGGACAUUAGAGAACAUUUCUUUCAAAUUUACUGGCACUCCAUCAUAGCCUGGGAAAUAGUCGUGACCGGUGUAAUCGCCCAUGACUGCAUGUUUGUGACUUAUGUUGAGCAUGUUUGCAGCAUGUUCGCUAUAGCCGGAUUUCGUUACGAACAUUUAUUUUAUAAUCAUAAAGGAAAGACAGAAACUGCUUUAAACGCUGACGAAUCAGACAUCGACGAAAAGUAUGACAAAAGAGUUGCGUUUCUUGUGUAUACACACCGAGAAGCUCUAGAGUACGCGCAACUUAUUGAAGAUACAUUUACCAAGCCUUUCGCUAUACAAAUGUUGAUAGUAACAAUAGGAAUGAGCGUUAGCUUGCUACAAAUUACGCAACAGGAUGAUAUUUUAGAAGCAAUAAGAUACAUAUUCUAUGUCUUUGGUCAAUUGAUCCAUUUAUUCUGUCUUAGCUUCGAGGGACAAAAACUGAUAGAUCACAGUCUUCAGAUGCGCGACAAAAUGUAAAAAGUAACCGCUUUUGAUUUACUUAAAAAACAUAUGAAUUUUAUAUAUAUUAUUUUCUACAUUUCUAAAACAGAUAUAACAGCUCUUGGUACAAAACAUCUAUAAAAUUACAAAAGCUAAUCAUAUUAGUAAUGAUGAAAAGUCUUCAACCGUGUUUUUUGACCGCCGGCAAGAUAUACAUUUUCUCUUUGGAAAACUUUACCACGGUAAAACGAGGUUUAUCGUAAAUAUUAUUUUGGCACUGCUUUAAUUUGAUAAUGGU